AUUAUUUCUGAUCAUUACUUUCGCACUCUAAAUGCUCGACAAAUAUGUAGGUAAUAAUUGACCGUUUGCUGCCGUGUUUUUUGAAGUAAUUCGCGAAUACGGCGGUCUUUCCGUCCUUCAUUUCUGUUGUCCUUUUCUCCUGUAUCUCCGUCUUUGUUUUGCUUGCUUGGGUGGCCUGCACGGAGGAAGGGGUGGCCUGUGUUGCUGUUGUCGAUUAUUUAAUUUUUUAGCGCCAGCGUGCGUUUCAAAGCCUUUAAAUAUAGAAACCGGCCUUCACAUUUUUCCGUCGCGGGCGGCAAUCGUUCGGAGCGGCAGGGUUUAGAACGGUUCGCGACAGCUGCGCAUAUAUCCGACGUUUUUCCUGCACCAAUCUGUGCAUGUCUCUGUUGCUUCUCAGGUCGAACCUACCGCGGUUGUCCCGUUUGAAUAAAGAUGCCUUGAAACCGUUAUUUUGGCUGCCUGCACGCGAGAAGCAGGUUCUUUCAGACCCUGAAAAUAUUGGGCAGCGUCAGCAACAUAUUAAUUUCGACACGCUAGGAACUUGGGACAACCGGAUAGAUUUGCCGCUGCUGCUGCAGCAAAGUAUCAAGGUUGGUAAGCCCGUACCCAAGAUAUCGGGUGAACAUGCCGGCUGUGCGACAAUUCUCGGCCGGCGAACAUACAACGAAGACCGCUACAGGGUCAAGGAGCUUACACCGGACCUCCUUUACUUUGCGGUCUUCGAUGGACAUGGUGGCUCGGCAUGUGCUGACUUCUGUGCAGAACACAUGGAGGCACAUAUCAUGUACUGGGUUCGAAGAGGUCAGACAGACCUACAGGCACUGCUGCAGUCGGCCUUCAUUGACGCCAACAAUUCCUUUGCCAAAUAUGUUGCUUUUAACUGGCCAGAUGGUGAGGAUUCUUCAUCGGGGACUACUGCUACAGUGUGCAUCCUGAGAAGCAGCACAGAGCUGUAUGUAGCCCAUGUAGGUGACAGCAGGGCCUUGCUCUGCCGCAGUGGGGAGUCGCGUCGACUUACUACGGACCACACUGCAGGCCUCAAGCUGGAGGAGGAAAGGAUUAAGAUGUCUGGUGGCAAGCUGAUCUCGGACAGCCAUGGGAGGCAUCUUGUGAAUGGACGCCUGGCCAUGACCAGAAGCUUGGGUGACUUGGAUCUCAAGCCAUUUGGUGUAAUUGCACUGCCAGAUGUCAGGUUUAUGGAGGUGAAGCAUGGCAAGGAUGCUUUUUUGAUCCUCACAACUGAUGGUGUGAAUUGUGCCAUGUCAGACCAGGAGAUUGUCGAUGCCAUCAACAGCUGCAGUUCACCAGCUGAAGCAGCGGGCUUUGUCACGGACCAAGCCAUGCACUUCGCUUCCCAGGACAAUGCUACAGCAGUUGUCAUGCCGUUUGGUGCAUGGGGAAAGUAUCGCAACAGUGGUGGCGUGGCAAACAGUUUUGGUCGGCAGUUGCAGUUUAGUCGGAGGUUUUAGCCUUUGGUGUUCAUCAUAGCUCGGCAUACUCACUCAUGAGUACACUCACUCACACUCAUUCAUACUCAUUUGAAUGUCGUGAGUGUGAGUACUGAUGAGUAUGAGUAGGAGACAGUAGAACGUGAGUGAGUACUUAUGAGUAUGAGUAGGAGUGAG
Rhipicephalus microplus (southern cattle tick) is the source of this 1625-nucleotide messenger RNA. Its product is annotated as protein phosphatase Mn(2+)-dependent 1K. Gene Ontology annotation, biological process: protein dephosphorylation. NCBI's taxonomy places the organism in Eukaryota, Metazoa, Arthropoda, Arachnida, Ixodida, Ixodidae. The record is from RefSeq and is a predicted model, not a curated record. Gene Ontology annotation, molecular function: protein serine/threonine phosphatase activity; cation binding.